AUGAACAGCUUGAAGUUUGUCUAGACAUCUAUCAAUUCACUCAAUUAUCUUUAUCUUGUAAACAUAACUCAUAAAUUGUUCAUAUUUAUUGAUCUACUUGAUAGUGGAUUUUAAUUAUAUUAGCUUUAAGAUAAUUUAGAUUUUAUGCUAAUUUACUAACUAAAUGAUAGCUAAAUAAUCGAUAGUAGCAGCUCAAUAUAAUAAGUACAGAUCUUAGAUGAAUAAUAAUUAACUUUUUUAACUAUUACAUAAUAUUAUGUGAUUAUUUACUAAUUGAGCUAAGAUCUUAGUUAAUUAAAUUAAAUUUAUUAAAAAUAAUUUGAUAACGCCAUAAUUAAAUUAAGCAUAAGUAGUAAUAGAAUAGUUUUAACAGCAUCUCCUAGCAAAGGUGAGGUAUUUAUUUAUAUAUACAAUUAUACAUCUAAUCCUUAUUAAUAUAAUUAAAUUAAUAUGUUUUAGAUUAUUUAAAACUACUAUAAUUAUGAUUAUUAGAUAAUAAAAAUUUAAAAUCAUGAUUAUAUAAUUGUUUAUAUAAAUUAAGAUAAGUUUACUUUGAUAAAAAUUAAUAUAGUUCAAUCGGAUAUAUAAAAUUUCUUAUUGGUAAUUCAUAGUUAUUUGAAUUAAGUAUUUACACUUAGUCAAUAUAAACAAAGUAAAUUUAUAAAGAAAUAUUUAAACUCAAUAGCGCUAAUUAAGAAGAAUAUUCUUAUGUUAUUUAAGAAAAGUACCUCAGUAAAUUCUAGAUUCCAUCUAUUUUUGACAUAAUUAAAAAUUAAACAUAUUUAACUUUAGUAGAUGAAACACAGUAUAAUUAUUUGCUUAACUUAAAGAUUUCAAUAAGUAAUAAUCGUAAAUUUGAAAUUUCAUAAAUCAAAUAAAUUAAUAAUAAUAUAUUGA
This is a messenger RNA of Tetrahymena thermophila SB210, 897 nucleotides long. RefSeq lists its product as hypothetical. The transcript has 3 exons. Lineage: Eukaryota; Ciliophora; Oligohymenophorea; Hymenostomatida; Tetrahymenidae. The record is from RefSeq and is a predicted model, not a curated record.